Messenger RNA from Helicoverpa zea (corn earworm), 1763 nucleotides. RefSeq lists its product as uncharacterized. Gene Ontology annotation, molecular function: chitin binding. Lineage: Eukaryota; Metazoa; Arthropoda; Insecta; Lepidoptera; Noctuidae. Gene Ontology annotation, cellular component: extracellular region. Bases 838 to 1602 code for a protein of 254 amino acids. The record is from RefSeq and is a predicted model, not a curated record. The transcript has 2 exons.
UCCCCUCCAUUCUUACAGUUGAUUAUUAUUGAUUUUUAUAUGUUACAUUGUAAGGCGUGGGAUAUUAUAGUAAACUCACUUUACAUUGAUAUUAACAGUUAUCAUAGUAUCAUCGGCAAACAAAUUAUUAGCACAUAGAACUUACUAUUUACACAGUAAUGUUUCCAAGUAUAGACGCCAUUGCCGUUACACAUGACGCAUAGUGAAGAAUGCAAGUGAUAUAUUUGUUUGACUGAAUUAGUAAGAACAAGCUAAAAUUGUAGGUAAGAGGGGUAAGGUCUCGGUGACGCGCGUUGUUUGUUGACAGUCAGCAAGCCCCAGUAGGGUCCGCCAGGGCCAAGGUCUGCUGGGCCUGCGGGAUUGUUCGAACGAGUUACCUCGGCCCUGGUGUUAUAAAGGGUUUAAGAAGGAACAUGGUGGGUAAGAGUCUGACACUGCCUCACACUGUCUUCAAAGCGAAAGGGGUCAUGUGGAGAUUUCCCACAAAAAAUAGGGGUAAGGUCAGCAGAUCUAAGUAAAAGUCUACUUGUGUUAAAGAGUCGUUAAAAGAAUUCCAACAUCCGAAAAACAGGUCAUCCAUAUAUACAAAAAAAGUCACAAAACAAUGCUAUCAUUUAUCACUGUCGCCUACUUCGAAGCCCCCAUACAGUCGAGUACCGUUAAAACACUCGAAUUUGUCAAGGUAUCCGUGACAAUGUGUCACCCAUUUCUCCACAUUACCCAGAGGUGUGAAAUACGCUAAUUGACUCUUCACGUACCACAAAGAAAGUAGUUAUUGCCCGUUAGUCGUGUUCCGAACUUCAGAAAAGCAACAUAGGACACUGGUUAAAAUUCAAAAUGUUUAGUGCACAAGUUAUUAAAGCUUUGUUAGCGAUAUCCCUCUUCUCCAGCUUAGCAGAAGCGUAUUACCUAAACCCUAACUAUGAAUGUGGUCAGUACGGGUUCACAUGCGAACGAAACAACAGAGUGAGAAUUUGUGAAGGCACCAAAUUAGUUGGACCCGCGUUCGUCUGUCCACUCGGAACUUUCUGUAACGAAGAGUCCACUUCGGUUUGCGAAGAUGCAAUCAACUUCAUUGACCCAGCGUUAACUAGAAGUCUCCGCUGCCAUCGAAAUGAAAGAAUUGCUAAUCCUAACGUCCCAGGAUGUAAAGGAUACAUCCUCUGUGUUCCUAAUGGAAGUCGUUUCCAAGGUAUCAACUUCAAGUGUUCAGGAAACACCAUAUUUAACGGAUUUACCAGAACUUGCACAUCACCACAAAAGUACAAGUGUCCCGUGAGCAAUUCCACCAAAACGAAUCCCGAAUUGUUUGGAUCUGAUAACCGAAAAGAUCCCCUGUUUAGCGAUGACAAACAAAGCUUGAGCAACCGAUUCUCAGGACAACGACCAAUGCCUAUCGAAUGCAAGAAUUAUAAGUUUAGAGUGACACAAGAGGAUACUCCCAAUACUGUAACGUAUUUCUGCCCUCCUCGACCCGUGAGAGGUGAAUCAUCAAUCCGAUGCACAAUAUUUUCAAAUAAUUUCUGCGUCACUUUAGAAAGAGAUGAUGAGGACCAGUUCAUCGUAGACAGCGGUGCACCAUCCCGAAGACCAAGAAUGUAAUUAUACAAUCAAUACUUACACGAAGACUGAGUACACGCCUACAGCAUGUUUGGAGAAAAUAAAAGAUCUGCAUUUUUGUAAAUAUAUAAGUAGUAAACAGGUACAUUUAUUUUAUAUAAAAAAAACUUAAGGUUAAAUCAAUUAAAGUAAAUUUAAAAAUA